Messenger RNA from Hirsutella rhossiliensis, 1191 nucleotides. Its product is annotated as peroxidase domain-containing protein. Lineage: Eukaryota; Fungi; Ascomycota; Sordariomycetes; Hypocreales; Ophiocordycipitaceae. The transcript is spliced from 2 exons. The record is from RefSeq and is a predicted model, not a curated record. The coding region runs from base 1 to 1191 and encodes 396 amino acids. Gene Ontology annotation, biological process: hydrogen peroxide catabolic process; cellular response to oxidative stress; response to reactive oxygen species. Gene Ontology annotation, molecular function: heme binding; peroxidase activity.
AUGAAGUACACGGGCUCUGUGACGGCCGCCCUGGCCUUGAUGGCCGGCCUAUCAUGCGCCUUUCCCGCCAUGGAGGAACUCAUGAAGAAGAUGCCGGCAGAGAAACGGGCGGGGUCGACCGAGUUGAUCGGCGACCUCGCGACGCUCCAGGACGGCCAGCUCACGCAGACGGGCAAGGAUGUCAAGGCCAUCCUGCAGGGCCAGGCCUCGGGCAUGGACACGACGUCCAGCUACAAAAACGUGUCGGCCAAGGGCACGCCCGAGUGCGCAAAGGACACAUGCUGCAUCUGGAAGUACAUUGCCGACGACAUGCGCAAGGCCAUGGUCGGCGAUGCCGGCCGGUGCAACGACGUCGCCCGCGGCGCCGUCCGGCUCGGCUUUCACGAUGCCGGCACGUGGUCCAAGACGACGGCGCCCGGCGGCGGCGCCGACGGCUCCACCGUCCUGGCCGGCGAGUGCGAGACGCGCAGCGAGAACAACGGGCUGCAGGCCAUCUGCUCGCAGAUGCGCCAGUGGUUCAACCAGUACAAGGCCUUCAACAUCACCAUGGCCGAUCUCAUCCAGAUGGGCGCCAACGUCGGCACCGUCGCCUGUCCGCUGGGGCCUCGCGUGCGCUCCUUUGUCGGCCGCAAGGACAGCUCGACGCCGUCGCCCCAGGGCAACAUCCCCUCGCCCUUUGACGGCGCAGACAAGCUCAUCAGCCUGUUCGCCGACAAGACCAUCAACGCCGACGGCUUGGUGGCCCUGGUCGGCGCCCAUUCCACGGCCCAGCAGCGCUUCGUGGACCCGAAGCGCGCCGGCGACCCGCUCGACACCACGCCCGGCGUCUGGGACACCAACUUUUACGGCGAGGUGCUCGAGCCGAAGGCCCCGAAGCGUGUCUUCAAGUUCCAGAGCGACAUUGCCCUCAGCAACGACUCGCGGACGAGCGGGACCUGGAAGGCAUUCGUCGGCACCGGGGGCCAGGGGCCUUGGGACGGGGCAUACUCGGGCGAGUACGUCCGUCUGAGUCUCCUCGGCGUCAACAAUAUCAACGACAUGACCGAGUGCACCAAGGUCCUGCCCCCCUUCACGCCCACCUUUACCAGCCCGGAUCAGCCGCAGCUCUCUCAAUUCCUUAACAAUAACAACACUGCCGAGACUCAGCAGUCCUCGCAGUUGAUGGGCGGCAAUAAAAUCAAUUAUGUUUAA